UCAAGGAUUGAGAGAUCUAGAUCUUCCAAGAUCAAAAUUCAAGACCAAAACAUAAACAGCAAGAAAGGCGAGAGGCAACUCCAACUUGACUCGAGAAGCUCAUUGCAUCAUUUCCCUCCCCCCUUCCCCCAGCUGUUAUCUCCUCAUUCUGUAACUUUUCUUCACAGAUGCCAUUUCAAGUAGCAGGGGCAGCUGAGGUCUUAAGAGCAACACAGAAGGAUGAAAAUUUCCUGGAUUAUUUGAAGAGCUGCAUCUCAGAAAUUGUACAAAGAACAGCUGGCACAAGAGUGUGGCUUGAUAUUCACAAAAAUGCAGAAGUCAUAUGUGAACUUGCAUACUAUGGUCUCACCACCUUGUGUCUUCGCCAGACCCUGGGAGAAGAGUACACUGGUAUUUUACAGGUGGAUUCAAGUAGAAGGAAAUUACCCAGUGUAUGGCAACGGGUAGCUAUGGUGAUACUGCAGUGCUUUGGGCCAGAGAUUAUUAGGACAUUGCUAACAAGAUUUGAAGAGUCACUCAAAACAGGGAGUCUUUCAACUUACCUACGACCAGAACUCAAGAACAUCUUACUAAAGCAAAUACCAGUCCUUAGAUACUCUGUCACUAUACUGCAUCGCAUUCACCUAGCAACAUUUUAUUGGAGUGGAUCCUUUUAUCACAUAUCUAAGAGGAUUGCUGGAAUAAAUUAUGUGUUGACCCGUGAGUGGCUUGGCGACAGCUCUGCAGGGAAGUCCUUCAGGAUUCUGGGAAUAGUCUUGCUCACACACAUCCUUCUGACAGUGUUAUAUUCAUCUUACACAUAUUUCUUUACCAAGUCAGCACAAGAAAGCACACCACCAUCAGCAAAGUACUACGUAGAGCACUCAAAACAGUGCUCUCUCUGCCUGGAUGAACGCAAGCACUCUUCCAUCACUCCAUGUGGACAUUUAUUUUGCUGGCAGUGUAUUCAGGAGUGUCUGCAAAAUAGUCAGAGCUGUCCAAUUUGCAGACAUCCGUCAUUACCAUGUCAGGUUGUUGCACUUCUCAAUUAUGACUAGAUGAUGAAAUCUGAAUAUAGGUCAUGAGUAUUCCCUUGCUCAAUUAAGUAUUAAGGAAUAAUUUCAUAAACAUAUACUAGAUAGAUUUAUAUAGUGGGAUAUGCUAGAUUAAAGCAGGGAAAGCUGUAAGUUUGGAUGGUUGUGGUGUAGAAUGUUUAUUUAGAAUAGUGGACUGAUGACUGUUGAGUGAUUAGUAUGUCUAUCUAUCUAAAUGCUUGGUUGACAUUUCUGCAAAGGGUGGUAACUGAGACAAGGGACCUACACACACACAUACACACAAGAAUGCACUGAAGUAUAUCUUAGUUACCAGUUUCAUGCAGUAGCUGUAAAGGUGAAGAUAAGAACAUAAGCUGCAAGAAGCCAUCAGGCCUACACAUAGCAGUCCCUGUAUGAAACAUACCUACAUAUUUCUACCUAUCAUCUUCAUCCAUAAAUUUGUCUAAUCUUCUUUUAAAGCUCAUUAAUGACUCAACACUAAUACCUUGAUAACUGAGUCCAUUCCAUUCAUCAACUAUUUGUGAACCAGUUUCUUAUCUCUUUUUUCUGAACCUACAUGUUUUUCAAGCUAGAACCCAUUAUCUUUUCAUCUAUCCUGAUUACUAAUCUUGAAAAUUUUGCUUGUCACCCUUGUUAUAACCCCUCUGCCACAAAGACUUCCGUUAGGUUUCCUCAACCUUUCUAAGGAAUGUGAAGUUUACAGUGAAUGAAACAAGAAAGGUAUGCAUAGGAAUGAAUAGAUUGUUUAGUUGCAUAUAACUGGCCAACUCUUUUGAAGCAAAGCUUCAAAAGAGUUGUUAUCCAUAGGGAUAACAACAUUCAAACAAGCAAGAUGUAGAUAAUUUGUAGAUAAUUUAGAAUAAAUGCAAAGACAAGAUUGUACAAGUUGAGAAUCCUUCAUUUGGAGCACUUAGAGGUGGAACUAUUCUAAAUCUCAACUUGUUUAAAGAACAAGAGGAGUAUCAUGUAAGAACUGAAUGAAGAGUGACAAAGCAAGUACAAAGGAUAAGGUGUUAGAAGAGUGUUAGCUGAGUGAGCAGACCAGGCAGUGUUAUGAUUGGGCUUGUGGAUGUAAUAGAUCACUUGAAGAUAACUGGGUCUGGUGUCAGAGUUAUAGAUGUGCUAGAGGAAUGUCUGUUGAACAAGGAAGAUUUGAUGCAUGUGAUAGAUGAACUGAGAAGUUGCAAAUGGGAUGUGGCCUCUUGAGCCUCUAUAGGAGUUUACCUACAUCUGGUCCUGUUGGCUGAUUAAGUCAGGUACAAGGAAAUGGUAAAGCAGUGAUAAACCAACUCCAUUGUCAUGCCCUGAUGGGGAGAUUGGCAGUUAUUUUGUGCAAGUUACUUUCAUGCAGUGUGGAUAGUGAGGGUCUGUCAUAGCUUUCUUAGAGGCUAAGAAAGGUAUCAGCUUGAUAAUAGACAAGAAAAUCUAUUGUUGUGAUAUAUAUAUAUAUAUAUAUAUAUAUAUAUAUAUAUAUAUAUAUAUAUAUAUAUAUAUAUAUAUAUAUAUAUAUAUAUAUAUAUAUAUAAUCAUGUACUGUACAUAGAUGUACAUAAUAUAUACAGAUAUAUACAUAAUCAUGUAUCUCUUUCUUUCCGGUAAACCCCUCACUUUAGAAGCAUUACAUAACGGUACUGGAUGUUUCCAGCCAGUACUGCAAACAUUUCGAGAUUUGAGAAUGUCAAACAAUCUGUUAAAUACUCUUAUUAAUUUUAUUGUUUCACAGUCCUUAAAUCCCUUAAUGUUCUCAUGUAAGGUAAAAUUGUAGUGAAUCUGCCAGUCACUCAACAACUGAGGUGUUAGUCUAAAUUGAUUUUUUUUUCUUUGUUCAUGCUACAUGGGAACUCCGCACAUUAUUUCCUAAAUAAAGACCUUUUCGUUCUUGGAGAAGAUGCAAAUUUUCAAUAAACUGCAAUUCUGUAGUGUUACCAGAACCAC
This is a messenger RNA of Scylla paramamosain (green mud crab), 2969 nucleotides long. RefSeq names its product peroxisome assembly protein 10-B-like (gene Pex10). The transcript has 6 exons. The coding region runs from base 168 to 1037 and encodes 289 amino acids. The record is from RefSeq and is a predicted model, not a curated record. Gene Ontology annotation, molecular function: zinc ion binding. Gene Ontology annotation, biological process: protein import into peroxisome matrix. Lineage: Eukaryota; Metazoa; Arthropoda; Malacostraca; Decapoda; Portunidae. Gene Ontology annotation, cellular component: peroxisomal membrane.